GCUACGAUCUUUAUACGGUACCCGUGCUGUGCGUUCUCUUCUGGGUUAACGAGCGGUGAGGCGGCGGAGAGAUGGUGGUGACGGACAGGGAGGGGGAGUGCUCGGCGCCGGCGGCUUCGCGGAAGGGGCCGGCCCGGAGCCACAGCGAGGCCGAGCGCAAGCGGCGGCAGCGGAUCAACGCCCACCUCGCCACGCUCCGCACCCUUGUCCCCUCCGCCUCCCGGAUGGACAAGGCGGCGUUGCUGGGCGAGGUGGUGCGGCACGUGCGGGAGCUGCGGGGGAAGGCGAGCGACGCGAUGGAGGGCGUCGGCAUCGGCGUCGUCCCCGGGGAGGGCGACGAAGUGGGCGUCGAGGAGGACGACUACUGGCGGCCCGAUAACUGCUACGGCGCAGUCGGCGCACGGGCAGACGACCACCGGUGGCCGCGGCGCGUCAGGGCGUGGGUGUGCUGCGCCGACAGCCCGGGGCUCAUGUCCGACCUGGGCCGCGCCGUGCGGUCCGUCAGCGCUCGCCCCGUCCGCGCGGAGAUCGCCACCGUCGGCGGGAGGACCCGCAGGGUCCUGGAGCUGGACGUCUGCGACGACGACGAGGCGGCCACUGGCAAUGGCAGGGCGGUGGUGCUGUCCACGCUGCGCGCGGCGCUACACACCGUGCUGCUCAACCGGGAGGAACAACUCGUCGCCGCGGAGGGAUACAAGCGGCCGCGCUUCACGGCGCAGAUCGGCAAGGUGCAGUGAACGGCGUUCCAGCUAGGCGCAAAACGAAGGGAACAACGCCGUGUCGAUGCAUUCGAUCGUACUAGCUAGUAUCUUCAACUCUUUCGUGUGGGCCUUAUUUUACA
Messenger RNA from Phragmites australis (common reed), 841 nucleotides. RefSeq names its product transcription factor AIG1-like. Lineage: Eukaryota; Viridiplantae; Streptophyta; Magnoliopsida; Poales; Poaceae. The record is from RefSeq and is a predicted model, not a curated record. Gene Ontology annotation, biological process: regulation of DNA-templated transcription. The transcript has 2 exons. Bases 72 to 737 code for a protein of 221 amino acids. Gene Ontology annotation, molecular function: DNA-binding transcription factor activity; protein dimerization activity.